Paramecium sonneborni is the source of this 933-nucleotide messenger RNA. The record is from the annotation of a GenBank genome assembly. NCBI's taxonomy places the organism in Eukaryota, Ciliophora, Oligohymenophorea, Peniculida, Parameciidae.
AUGAAUUUUAAUUAAUUAAUUUGGUCUGAUGUUGAGAGAGUGCCAUAGUUUACUAGCAAGGUAGAAUUGCUAAAUAUGAAAUAUGAUUAAGACUAUGAAGAAGUUAUGGAUUAUUUCAGAGCAAUUAUAAAAUCAGGAGAAAUUAGUGAUCGAGUAUUUGAUUUAACAUGUAUCAUAAUUGAAAAGUUACCAUCAAAUUAUAAUGCAUAUUUUAUAAGAAGAAAGUGUUUGAAAUAGUUGAAUAAAGACUUAUCAAAGGAGAUAGAAUUUAUAAAUAUGGUUACAAUUUCUAAUUAAAAGGUUUAUUAAAUUUGGUAUAAAAUUUUUAUUUUAUUAAGGGAACAUAGAAGAUAAGUUAUAGAUGAAAUCAAUGAUUGUAAAGGAGAAAUAGAAUUUCUUCACAAAAUUUUAGAUGAUGAUAAUAAGAAUUAUCAUGGAUGGUCAUAUCGAGUUUGGUUGUGUGAAAGGUUUAAAUUAUAUGAUUAAGAAUUAAAAGAUAUUUAAUAUUAUUUAGAUGAAGAUAUUGGUAAUAAUUCUGCUUGGAAUUACAGAUAUUUUUUGUUGACAAAAAUGUAAUUUGAUUUUAAUACAGAACUGGAAUAUAUAAAGAAUGCUAUUAGAAUAAAGGAAGAUAAUGAAGCUUCAUGGAACUAUUUGAGAGGAUGGUUUAGAAUGUUUAAAUUCAAAAAUGAUAAUGAAAACCUUUAAAAAACAUUUGUGUAAUAUAAUCUAAAAGAUUUUAAUUUGAUUGAAUUUCUAUCUGAGAUGAAUGUAAAUAAUAGAUUUGCUUUGAGCUUAAAAAUUUAAUGUAUGCUAUAAGAAGAAAAGUUUAAAGAUGCAAUAGAAAUAUGUAAUAAUCUUAUUUAAUAUGAUCCAAUUCGGAUCAAAUAUUGGCAAUAUAUGAAAAAUUAAAUAUAAGAAUUGAUUAAGUGA